AUGCCCUCCGAAACAGAACCCCUCCUCCCACGCUACGACGAUGAAACAUCCCGUCAGCGCCGCCUUCACCAAAAACUGCACACGUACCAGAUGUUCCGUGCCAUGGUGGAAGGCUACAUGCCCUCCACCGAGCAGACCAUCGCCAAUCUACGGACCAUACUAGCCUCUGAUGUACUGAACCUGCGGAAUCAGGACAUUGGCUCUGUUGGUCGGUUGCUGGUGCGUGAUGCCCGGCUGUGGAUUACGGUGUUCAUCGAAUUCCUGCUCGAGAAGAACGAGGGCGAUCAGUUGCAGGAGUUGUUGUGGAGAUUGGCUAGGUCGAGGGUGGAGGUUGAUACUGGGCGGGUCGGUGAGAGUGCUAGGCGCGUGAAGGCGCGUGCGGAUGCGAAAGCUGCAUAUGACAGCUUCCGCACGGUAGGAAGUCUGCUCCUAACGAAUGCGGAUUUCCGCCUCUUUGUUGAUGAUGUUGCUACCGUUGGCCGUCAGAUCUUUGCCGAUACCGCCGCCUCCCUAUCCGAAACGUCGAAACAGGUCGCGGAGCAGGUGCAACCAUCAGAGGAAGAGACUCGGGCGUUGCAAGGAGCUGGCGCCGAUGACGGACGUGAACUAUCCGGCGAAGAAUUGAAGAAAGAAGUGGCCAAUGUUGUUGAUAUCGCUGGAAAGGGCGUUGCGCGCACGGAGCAAGCAGCCGUGGAGAGCGCAAAAGAACAUCUAUCGGGUCAAGAACGAGAGACGUUGCUAUACCGACUGAAACAGGCUGUCUCAAAACUCCGCGAACGAACCGACUACACUGAUUCCGUGUCAACGAUUACACAGCUAAUUCAGCGCUACGCGGCUAUCUAUGCCAGCGCUGCGGAAGAUACGGCAGCAGUCGCACAGGAAGACAUCGAGGCGAACGAGGAUCUCAAAAAGGCCGUCGAACACUCUUGGAGUCUACUGCGGCUAUUUGGGGAUGCUAAGGAAUGGGAUAAACUCAAGGAGAGGUUUCAUAAUGUCCUGCGUCAUGCUGAUAAGGAUCCGGAGUUUGAACAUCUAAUGGGAAAUGUCACCGGUUCGCUACAGGACAUGCUUACCGACCCGGCGUUCUUCGACUCGGCGCCUGAGAAGCUCGAUGAGCUACAGCAGCAGUCGGAAAAAGUGGGCUCUCAGACGGGGAUUCGCAAAGAUAUGGAUGAGCUUUUGGCUCAGGCGAAGCGGGCCUUGCGAAGUGUGCCUAAGGACAACGGAGUGUCUAAGCUGGUGAAUGCAACCAAAAAACUACACCGGGAUGCAUACAAUGCCUAUAAAGAUAAAAAGGCGGAUCUCCCCGUGGACUUUGCGAAUGUCUUUCUUCCCGUGUUUCUGCGCAUGAUCCAGUACAUCCCUAUCCCCCGAUUGGAAGUAUCCGCGCCAGAGAUGGACCUACUGCUCGAGAAUCUGAUCUUGGAGCCGGGCCGAACAGUCAACUUUUCAUCCUUCCUGCCAUACCGCGUGAAUCUGGUUACACGCAAUGACAUUGACAUUGUGAAGAAGCAUGCCAAGCGCACAGACACUACGAUCAAAACCGCUUUCACGUUAAACAUCCAAGGCCUGAAUAUCAGUGCUCAGGACUUCGGAUACUGGCUACGCGCCCACACUGGCCUAUUCUUCUCUCUAAAAGACGAAGGAAUCGCCAGCUUUUACCUCGACCGCCGAGGCAUCGACAUCUCCCUCGACGUCGAAGUUGGCCGCGGCCGCCUCGAACAAAUUUUCUCUCUGCGCGGCGUUCGAGUCCGCAUUCACAAACUCGACUACAAAGUCUCCCAGAGUAGAUGGAAGUUCCUUCUGUGGCUGACGAAGCCCUUCCUAAAACACCUAGUCCGACGUGUUCUUGAGAGGAAAAUCGCCGAAGAAAUCGUCUCAGCUGCGUUCGCGCUGAACCGGGAGCUAGUCUUUGCUCGUGAACGUCUUCGCGCGGCUCGCAUCGCGAAUCCCCGGGAUCUGGCCACGUUCGUGCGUGCUGUGCUUGCGCGGCUUCGGCCCGCUGAUACGGAUGUCGAGGCGAGGGUUGGUUUGGAACCGCCGAAGAGUGGUGUUUUCAAGGGUGUUUAUGCGCCGGGGAGUAUUGUUAAGACGUGGCAUGAACAGGCUACUGCGGCUCAGGAGGUGAUUGAAGAUGGGGAUGAGACGCAUGGUGUGGGAUAUACGUGGCGGAAUGAGAUUUUCAAUGUUGCGGGGGCGUGA
This is a messenger RNA of Penicillium subrubescens, 2202 nucleotides long. RefSeq lists its product as uncharacterized. Gene Ontology annotation, molecular function: lipid binding. Lineage: Eukaryota; Fungi; Ascomycota; Eurotiomycetes; Eurotiales; Aspergillaceae. The transcript has 2 exons. The record is from RefSeq and is a predicted model, not a curated record. Bases 1 to 2202 code for a protein of 733 amino acids.